This is a messenger RNA of Bathycoccus prasinos, 2457 nucleotides long. RefSeq lists its product with no specific name. Gene Ontology annotation, molecular function: RNA helicase activity; RNA binding; ATP binding. The transcript has a single exon. The record is from RefSeq and is a predicted model, not a curated record. Gene Ontology annotation, biological process: mRNA splicing, via spliceosome. NCBI's taxonomy places the organism in Eukaryota, Viridiplantae, Chlorophyta, Mamiellophyceae, Mamiellales, Bathycoccaceae. Gene Ontology annotation, cellular component: catalytic step 2 spliceosome. The coding region runs from base 1 to 2457 and encodes 818 amino acids.
AUGUCGCGCGGCGAGUACCGCGGCAAUUACCAAAGAGACGACGAGAAGAACAAGAACAACGGCGAGAGAUACCAUCGCACUUCCAGAAACAAUAACACGAAUAACGGUGGCGGUGGAUACAGAAACAACAACAACAACAACAACAACAACAACAACGGGGGAAAUUGGCAUCGAAACACCACCACCAAGCGAGGGAGAAGUCCCGAGCGAGAGGCACAGUUCCCGCAUCGAGAGGUCCACGAGAGGGAGAAAACGACGACGACGACGAGUGGUGGUGGUAGCCGUGAUGCUGCGACUGUUUUUCAAGAUAAUCCGUUCAAUCGAAGCGCAUCUUCAUCUCAAGCGCAGCAACCGCUUUCGGUGGAAGAACUGUUGCAGAAGAAACGAGAGAAGGAACUCGCGGAGACGAAGCCGACAUUUUUGACGAAGAAGGAACGAGAGAAGCUGGCGAUGGAGCGGUUGAAAGAGAAACGACGAGAGGAAGGAGGAGGAGGCGAUGGUGGUACGGUGGCGACAGCGCAUCAUCACGCGUCGUCGUCGUCGAGAUUUGCUCGCGCGACGUCCGCGCGGGACGUGGCGGAGAGACAGUACCAGCGAGACAAAAGCGAGCAAUCGGAAAGAGAAAGACAGGAACAGUUGGAGCAGUUUCGGAAGCAGUACGCCGGGGUGAGAGACGAAACCGAGAAGAUGAAGAAGAUGAAGCAGAAAGCGGAACGGGCAAAAUAUAAGUUUCAAUUCGAUUGGAGUAAAGAGGACGAUACUUCGCGAGACGCGAAUCCUUUGUACGACGCCAAGCACGACGUGAAGUUGUUGUUCGGGAGAGGAACGAUCGCUGGAGUAGACGCGAGGAUGCAAAUGGAGCAAAAUCACAAGUUUGAGAACUCUGUUGGGAAGAGGAGAGGGGGAAAUACUGUGAAUAACAAUAGAAGUAGAAGUUACGACGCCGCCGGCGAUGAAAACGCGCGCAGAAUCGAUAAGCAUUCGAAAGCGCUCGAGAAAUACGAUAAUCAAUACGACAAGAAGAAGGAAACCACCCAUUGGAGUUCGAAACCGUUAGCACAAAUGAACGAACGCGAUUGGCGAAUCUUUCGGGAAGAUUUUAACAUCACGUUCAAAGGCGGGAAAGUGCCGAACCCGAUGCGCGCGUGGAGCGAGAACGAGCUUUUGCCGCAGGAAAUUUUACGCGCGAUUGAGAAAGUUGGGUAUACAAAACCUUCGCCGAUUCAAAUGGCGUCGAUUCCUAUCGGGUUGUUGAAGCGAGACGUCAUUGGCGUUGCGGAAACCGGGUCCGGUAAAACGUGCGCGUUUGUUGUCCCCAUGUUGGCGCACAUCAUGGGUUUGCCAAAAAUGACCGACGAGGUCGCCGCGGAUGGUCCGUAUGCGUUAGUUAUGGCCCCAACGAGAGAACUCGCGCAACAAAUCGAAGAAGAAACGUUAAAAUUCGCACAUUUCUUGGGAUAUCGCGUCGCGUGCGUCGUCGGCGGUCAAUCUAUCGAAGACCAAGGCGUGCAAUUGCGCAAAGGCGUCGAGAUUGUCGUCGGUACGCCCGGUAGAAUUAUCGACGUCAUAGAGAAGAGAUACACCGUUCUCAAUCAGUGCAACUACAUCGUUCUCGAUGAGGCGGAUAGAAUGAUUGAUAUGGGCUUCGAACCGCAGGUGACGCAAGUCAUGGAAGCUAUGCCGAGCUCGAAUUUGAAACCGAUCGAUAUGGCGGAAGAGUUGGACAACAAGGCGAUUGACAAUAAACAAUCGAUUGAAACGUCUGCGAGGUACAGAACGACGUACAUGUUCUCCGCCACCAUGCCUCCAUCCGUGGAACGAUUAGCGCGCACGUAUCUUCGCAACCCCGCGGUCGUGACCAUCGGCUCCGCUGGGAAAACCUCCGAUCUGAUCAAACAAACCGUCAUCUGGGUCAACCGAUCGGAAAAAGAGCGCACGCUCGAACAAAUCCUCUCCCAACACACGCAAACGCAAGCGAUCGUUUUCGUCAACACCAAAAGAGGCGUGGAUUCGUGCGUCACAGCCUGUCACUCCAUGGGCUAUUCCUGCGGCUCCAUUCACGGCGGCAAAGGCCAAGACGCGCGAGAAGCCGCGUUAACUGGAUUCAAACGCGGCGACUUUGACAUAUUAGUCGCCACCGACGUCGCCGGUCGCGGUAUUGACGUCAAAGGCAUCGAUUUAGUCGUCAAUUACGAGUUACCGGCGUCGAUUGAAAACUACACGCACAGAAUUGGCCGUACCGGUAGAGCUGGAAGGAAAGGGACCGCGGUAUCCUUCAUCACCAGCGAAGACCAAGACAUCAUGUACGACUUGCGCCAACUCCUCAUCGAGAGCAACAACGAAGUACCUCCCGAGUUGGAACGGCAAAAAGCGGCCAAAGUCAAGCCGCAAAGAGACGCGCAAGGGAGAGUGUUGGAAGGAAGAGACGCCAGAGGGAUGGACUCGAUUAUAUUUUAA